Molecule: messenger RNA, 2360 nt
Organism: Stegodyphus dumicola
Lineage: Eukaryota; Metazoa; Arthropoda; Arachnida; Araneae; Eresidae
Gene: stnB
Product: stoned B
Biological process (GO): regulation of endocytosis; endocytosis
Source: RefSeq, a predicted model, not a curated record
UUGCAUAAGCAAAGUUCAGAUAAUCUGAAUGAAAGUGUGUUUCCCAAGGUGAAUAAAUUAUACACUGGCACAACAGACUCACAAGAGCUAAUUGAGUAAGUAAUAGCAUUUGAUGUCUUCACUAACGCUUUAUAAAAAUUAAAAUUUAUUCCUUGUAAUUAUGUAUGAAAAAUAUUCAUUGUAGUGCAAAUUCUUUUCUUAGGCAUAAAAGUUUAAUUGGAUCGCAAUCUUUUAUGGCAACCACUUCUUUGCUGUUUCUAAAUAUAUAAAGAUAAUUUAUCACUUCAUAUCUGAAGUCAUUCUCUGUCAGUUCUUAUUUUGAAUAGAAAGAAUGGUCUUAUGUUCAUUUAAAACUAGAUAUGCAGAUCAUGUGUGUUAACUUUUAAUUACUUAUUAAUUCCAUUUUCAUCACAGUUUAGACUUUUGCCAAACUCAUUCUUCUUAUCUGUGGUAUUCAUUAUCAUAUAUGUAUCAUCUAAACUUAUUUUCUGCAUGCAUUUCUUGAUAGAGAAUUUUUGUUUUAGAUUUCAUCCUCCUGAUGCAUGUUUAUUUGAAUUGUUGCGAUUCCGUAUUCGCCCACCAAAGAAUCGAGAGCUUCCUUUGCAGGUCAGAGUUUUUAUGACUGUCAGCAAUACCAGAGUGGAAAUUAGAUCUGAUAUAUUGGUUCCAGGUUACAGCAGUAGAAAACAGGGUCAGGUCCCAUGUGAAAACAUUCAGAUACGUUUUCCUGUACCUGAAUGUUGGAUUUAUUUAUUUCGCACUGAAAAGCACUUUCGUUAUGGUUCUAAAAAAUCAGCUGCAAGAAGACCAGGGAAAAUAAAGGGCUUGGAACGAAUAAUAGGUGCAGCUCAGAAUCUUGAUACAAGUCUCAUAGAAGUAUCAGCUGGUCAAGCAAAGUAUGAACAUGUCUUCCAUGCUGUGGUUUGGCGUAUUCCUCGCCUUCCAAAAGAAGGACAAGGAGCAUAUACACAGCAACUGUUCCUGCUUCGUACAGAACUGACAUCAUUUGACCAAAUACCUGAAGCGUUUGAACAGUAUGUAGAUGUUGAAUUUACUAUGCCUGCUACAUAUGUAUCCCACACAACUGUUCGUUCUGUAUCUGUGACUAAUCCUAUACCACCUGAAAAAUAUGUGCGUUAUAUCUCUAAGCAUGAAUAUAAGGUAGAGAUCGAUUUCAAAAAAAGCUCUGAUGAAAUUGAUGGUUUGAUGGCACCUAAUGUAAAUGUACCUGUUACUACUACACCAGUUGUACAAGAAAGCAUUGAAGAUGAAGAAAAAGAUGAUGACAGUGGUUAAAUAUUCCAUUUUUGAGAGCUUGUCACAGCAUGCAAAUAAGAUAUGUGGUGUAAUUGGUUUAUUCCUGUUCAUGUGUAGUAUAUCAAUGUAAUAUAUUGCAUAUUUGCGGACCAGAUAUUUAUGUUAAAUGGAAGAAAAUGGCUCUGACAUCUUGGGUAAAACAAUAAAUGUUAAAACUGCUGAUUAAACAUGAAAAUUAUGUUUGUUGUACAUUGAAAUGUUUUUGAAAUUAUAUUAUAGUUGGAUUGUUAGUAAUGUGUCUGACCAGUGCGUGUACAAGCUGUCUAAAUGUUUCCUCUGGAAUUAGUUUCUGAUAAAAUACUCCAUAAAAUAACUGCUUUUCCAUGUUAUCUCACUUUGUCUACAGUAAGUGUUAAAAUUUUAUUUUCAAAAAUACAGUAGAAAUUAUAUAUUACUUUUAUCUUUUUUUAAUCUAGUUUGAAGUGGUAAAAAUAAUUCGAAGCCAUUUCUAACAAAUACUUUCCCUCAAUAUUAAUCCAUCUGAAGCUGAAGUCUUUAUUAUGCAAUGAUUCUUACGAGCUGGAACUUUUCUGUUUUGAAACAAUACAGCCAACAAUGCAUUAGAUGCAUUUUUGACUUUAUUGGAUAAGAUAGAUGAAUGGAGCAUUGUCAGCUUUAAAUGGGUUAACACACUAUUUAAUAUUUAAAGGAGAACGAAAGCACUGUAGUUUAUAAAGACAAUGUAAUAAAAUAUUAAAUAUUUUAUGUAAUGGUGAAAAGCUGUUUGAAAUAUUGUAGUAGUAUAAUUACAAUGUACUUAACAUUUUUGCUUUACUUUCCACAAUUGGAAACGAAAUUCCACAAAUUUAUUUUAAUAUACAACUAUUAGUAAAUAAAUAAUUUUGUACUCUAAGUUUUAAAGUAAUUUAUGUAUUUUAUAUUUCAGAGUAGUAAAAUUCUUUGACUAUUUUAAUAAGUUAUCAAAUUUAAUAUUGGUGAAUUUUUAAAUAUGAUAGAAUUAUUAAAAAGUAUUAAUUUUACUGAUAUCAGAUGUAGCAUGUACUGCAGUCAGAGCUAAGUGAUGAUAUAUAUGAAAAAUAAAA